Closterium sp. NIES-65 is the source of this 1071-nucleotide messenger RNA. The record is from the annotation of a GenBank genome assembly. Lineage: Eukaryota; Viridiplantae; Streptophyta; Zygnematophyceae; Desmidiales; Closteriaceae.
AUGGGGAGAGCACGUAAGGCGCGGAAGUACGCGGAGGUGAAAAGACUAAUCAACCCAAAGGAGAUAAAACAGUAUCGCAAGGACGUGUUGGACCCCAAGAAACCAGACAGCGAGAAGGACAAGCUUCCACGCAAUGUCCCCAACGUGUCAUCAGCGCUAUUCUUCAAGCACAACACGGCGCUGGGUCCGCCCUACCAGGUGCUAGUGGACACCAACUUCAUCAACUUCUCCAUCUCCAACAAGCUGGAUCUAGACAAGGCCAUGAUGGAUUGCCUCUACGCCAAAUGCACGCCAUGCAUAACGGACUGUGUGUUGGCAGAGCUGGAGAAGCUCGGUCAGAUGUACCGAGUGGCGCUCAGAAUAGCCAAGUCACCGUCGUUUCUCCGCCUGCCAUGCAGCCAUGCAGGCACCUAUGCAGACGACUGCCUCGUGCAGCGAGUCACUCAGCACAAGUGCUACAUCGUGGCCACGUGCGAUCGUGAUCUCAAGCGCCGCAUCCGCAAGGUGCCGGGAGUGCCCAUAAUGUACAUAACGCAGCGCAAGUACUCCAUUGAGCGAAUGCCUGAGGCCACCAUUGGCGGAGGUACCAUCGCCUCACACCCUUCCACGCCCUUCCGCGACCUCCCACGCCCUCCCUCGCCCUCUUUCGCUCCCCCUCGCCCCCCUUCGCCCUCUCUCGCCCCCCCUCGCCCCGGCUCGCCCUCUCUCUCCCCUCCACGCUCCCCCUCGCCCCCCCUCGCCCUCCCUCGCCCCCCCUCGCCCCCCCUCGCCCUCCCUCGCCCCCCCUUGCCCUCCCUCGCCCCCCCUCGGCACCCCGAAGCCUCCCACAGCCUCCCACGCCCUCCCAUGCCUUUGCUGUGCCUCUUUCCUUCUCACAGACACUUGCAUGUUGCUCGUCUCCCCUCUGCUCCAUGUGAUCCGAACUCAACACCCUUCUGUCCAUCCCACUUCCGUCCAUCCCCCUUCCACCCACUUCCUUUCACCCAUCCCUUUUCAUUCAUCCCCCCUUUCACCCAUCUCCCUUCCCUCCGCAACCCACACCCCAAUGCAUGCGCAGCUCCUCGCAUGUAG